Messenger RNA from Plectropomus leopardus (leopard coralgrouper), 273 nucleotides. RefSeq names its product gonadotropin-releasing hormone 3 (gene gnrh3). Gene Ontology annotation, molecular function: gonadotropin-releasing hormone receptor binding; gonadotropin hormone-releasing hormone activity. Gene Ontology annotation, biological process: reproductive process; multicellular organism development. Gene Ontology annotation, cellular component: extracellular region. The record is from RefSeq and is a predicted model, not a curated record. NCBI's taxonomy places the organism in Eukaryota, Metazoa, Chordata, Actinopteri, Perciformes, Serranidae.
AUGGAAUCGAGCAGCAGAGUGAUGGUGCAGGUGUUGUUGUUGGCGAUGGUGGUUCAGGUCACCCUGUCCCAGCACUGGUCCUAUGGAUGGCUACCAGGUGGAAAGAGAAGUGUGGGAGAGCUGGAGGCAACCAUCAGGAUGAUGGGUACAGGAGGAGUGGUGUCUCUUCCUGAAGAGCCGAGUGCCCAGACCCAAGAGAGACUUAGACCAUACAAUGUAAUUAAUGACAAUUACAGUCAUUUUGAGCGAAAGAGAAGGUUCCCCAAUAACUGA